CUUCAAAUGGAUUAGCUGCUUCAAAGCACCAGAAAUCACCGCAAAAAUGGCUUUCACUUCUUGUCUCAAAUCUUACACAUGGUCUCCCUCUCCAUCUCUCCCCCGAAAACCCACUUCAAACUCCACCAUCUUCUUCGCCUCCUCACAGCCCCAACAAACCCAGACCCACUCUUCACUUUCUCAGAACCUCACCCCAUCCCAGCUCCUCGACACUCUCUGUCGGGAAACAGACGAAUCCUCCGCUCUCCGCCUAUUCAAUUGGGCUUCAAAGCAGCCAAAUUUUACUCCAAGUUUGCCCAUUUACGAAGCGCUUCUUGCCAAACUUGGAAAGGCCGGCUCUUUCGAUGCGGUUGAAGGUAUUCUGGAGGAGAUAAAGCUCUCGGGAUGUGAAGUUACCACAGGUACUUUCUUAAUUCUCAUCGAGAACUAUGCUAAGUUUGAGUUGUAUGAUGAAAUUCUUGGUGUUGUUGAAUUGAUGGAGAGUGAGUUUGGGUUACAGCCCAACACCCAUUUUUACAAUUCCCUGUUGAAUUUUCUUGUUGAUGGGAAUAAGCUGAAGUUAUUAGAGAUUGCACAUAAUGGCAUGGUCAGUAGAGGGAUUAAGCCUGAUGUUUCUACUUUUAAUAUAUUGAUUAAAGCUUUAUGUAAAGCACAUCAAAUUAGGCCUGCAGUUUUGAUGAUGGAAGAUAUGGCUAGUUAUGGGUUGACCCCAGAUGAGAUAACUUAUACUACUUUAAUGCAAGGGUUUAUUAAGGAGGGUGAUUUGAAUGGUGCGAUGAGAAUUAGAGAUUACAUGAGGGAAGCUGGAUGUGCAGCUACUAAUGUGACUGUGAAUGUUUUGGUACAUGGGUUUUGCGAGGAGGGUCGAAUUGAGGAAGCUAUGAAUUUUAUUCAAGAGAUGACAAGUGUUGGAUUUUAUCCUGAUCAGUUCACAUUCAAUACGUUAGUGAAUGGUUUGUGCAAGGCAGGGCAUGUUAAGCAUGCUUUGGAGGUCAUGGAUUUGAUGCUUCAAGAGGGCUUUGAUCCAGAUAUAUUUACCUACAACUCCUUGAUUUCUGGAUUGUGCAAACUGGGUGAGGUUGAGGAGGCAGUUGAGAUUCUGAAUCAGAUGGUUUUGAGGGAUUGUUCGCCGAACACUGUUACGUAUAAUGCUUUGAUUAGCACCUUGUGUAAAGAUAACCACGUUGAAGAGGCUAGCAGACUCACUCAGGUUCUUACAAGUAAGGGAAUUGUACCGGAUGUUUGUACAUUUAAUUCUUUGAUACAAGGUCUGUUCUUGACAAGAAACCAUAGUAGUGCCAUGGAAUUGUUUGAGGAGAUGAAGAACAAAGGAUGCCAGCCGGAUGAAUAUACUUACAAUAUGUUGAUUGACAACUUGUGUUUUAGAGGGAAAAUGGAAGAGGCCUUAAGCCUGCUCAAAGAAAUGGAAUCGAGUUGGUGUACUCCAAAUGUUGUCACAUAUAAUACUUUGAUUGAUGGAUUUAUUAAAAACAAGAGGAUUGAAGAAGCAGAGGAGAUCUUUGAUGAAAUGGAACUUCAAGGGGUUUCAAGAAAUGCAGUGACCUAUAACACCCUCAUAGAUGGUCUUUGUAAGAGCAGGAGGGUGGAGGACACUGCACAGCUUAUGGACCAGAUGUUAAUGGAAGGAUUGAAGCCUGACAAAUUCACUUACAAUUCUCUGCUUACAUACUUUUGCAGGGUUGGGGAUUUAAAAAAGGCAGCUGAUAUUGUACAGACUAUGACUUCGAAUGGGUGUGAGCCAGAUAUUGUCACCUAUGGAACCCUGAUUGGGGGACUUUGUAAGGCAGGUAGAGUUGAGAUUGCAAAUAGGCUCCUUAUAACUGUUCAAAUGAAAGGAAUGGUUUUGACCCCACAUACUUAUAACCCUGUUAUACAAGCACUCUUUAGACGGAAGAGAUCUAAUGAAGCCAUGAGACUUUUCAGAGAGAUGACAGAGAAGGGUGAUCCUCCAGACACUGUCUCAUAUAAGAUUGUUUUCCGUGGGCUCUGUUGUGGAGGAGGACCAAUCAGAGAAGCUGUUGAUUUUUUGGUUGAAAUGAUUGAGAAAGGAUUUUUACCAGAAUUCUCAUCAUUCUAUAUGCUGGCUGAAGGACUUUGUGCUUUAGCUAUGGAAGACACCUUAGUAAAACUUGUCUAUAUGAUAAUGGAGAAAGCAAAUUGUUCAGGCAGUGAGGUCGCUGUGAUAAGAGGAUUCCUAAAAAUCCGCAAAUUUGAAGAUGCAUUGGCUACCCUUGGCAGCAUUUUGGACAAGAGAAAGCCAAAAAAAACUUUCUGGUCAAGAUGAAGCCACUCUCAUGGUUGCUUGCUUACACAAAUUUGUCACCUGAUACUUAACCCGCCAAUGCACUUGGGAAUCCAUCCACCACAAGGAUAUUCUGCUUUCCGCAGAAAUUUUGGAGCUGGGAAAAAACUGUGCUGUACAUAGAACACAUCAACACAUAUAGACUUCCUUUCCUAUUCCAAAAUUCCCAAGGAGGAGAUUUCGUCUUCUACCUUCAGCUUCAGCAUCUGCAUUAUUCUUGUAGACCAGCAACCCUUGCUUUUUCUAAAUGGAGAUACACUACCAGAGCUGAUUCUAGAUAAAUUUCCCUGUGUUAUUUUUUUGGUAAAUUGUAAAGAAUACUUCUGAUCUGUAUCCUUGUGGACAGUCUAAACCUCUCCAUUAGUAGUCAUUGUAUUUAGUCAAAAAUCUAGUUGUGGAUUAUUUUUUUGGUUUCCUAUCCGGUAUCCGGGACUUCGCCCCAACUAAUUCAG
This is a messenger RNA of Rubroshorea leprosula, 2775 nucleotides long. NCBI's taxonomy places the organism in Eukaryota, Viridiplantae, Streptophyta, Magnoliopsida, Malvales, Dipterocarpaceae. The record is from the annotation of a GenBank genome assembly.